Helianthus annuus (common sunflower) is the source of this 426-nucleotide messenger RNA. RefSeq lists its product as uncharacterized. NCBI's taxonomy places the organism in Eukaryota, Viridiplantae, Streptophyta, Magnoliopsida, Asterales, Asteraceae. The record is from RefSeq and is a predicted model, not a curated record. Bases 1 to 426 code for a protein of 141 amino acids. The transcript has a single exon.
AUGCUUGAGAAUGAUAAGAAAGCUUAUGACUUGGAGAAAAAGGCGUUUGCCAUACUUACGCAAGCACUUCACAAAGAAAUCUACCAUCAGUUUGGGUAUUGUAAGACCACAAAAAGCCUAUGGGAUGCGUUGGUGGCGAGAGGAGAAGGGAAUGCAGCGUCUAGGAAGACUCGCCAUGAUUUGUUAAAGAAAGAGUUUGAAUCAUUUCAGUUCUUGGAAAAUGAAACCUUAAAUGAUAUGACUUCACGUUUCUAUCAUUUGAUUAGUGAAAUGAGUUCUUACAAUGUUAAUGCUACCCAUCAAGAAAUGAUUGCACGGUUUGCUGAUGCUCUACCUCCUAAGUGGAGUCCAUUCAUUGAGCUUCUGAAACAUACGGGUGCACUGGAUGCAGCCAAUGCUAGUCUCUAUGAUUCAUUCAGAAGUUAG